Molecule: messenger RNA, 1258 nt
Organism: Drosophila suzukii
Lineage: Eukaryota; Metazoa; Arthropoda; Insecta; Diptera; Drosophilidae
Gene: mdlc
Product: RING finger protein mdlc
Biological process (GO): snoRNA splicing
Cellular component (GO): U2-type spliceosomal complex
Molecular function (GO): metal ion binding
Source: RefSeq, a predicted model, not a curated record
ACUAGAAGAAGAAGCAGAUGACCAAUUGGCGAAAUAGAUUGUUUAUUGUUUUUAGCUUAAUUUAAUAGAAAAGUACACCUCCUUUAAAGCCGGAGAAUGUCGGAAGAGGCGGCUAGUACCUCGGCCUUUGGCUUUAAAAAGCGGAAUAUUAAAAAGGGAGCCGGCAUUCGCCGCAAAAAGGAAAGCAGCAGCAACGAGUCAGCAAAAAGCAGUGAUGAGGAGGCCCAAGGCAAGACCAGUGCUUUAGUAAGGGCAGAAAACCGCAGAAAGCGCACGAAUCCUAACUUCCAAAGCACCAAAACACUGAACAAGGCAAAGCGUCAGGCUGGAGCACCUGAAGAAGAAGCAACAUCCUCCGACGAUGAUAAACUGGGCAUCGCCUACAAGUCCAAGCGCGAGGCUAUACCCAGUGGACCACAGGAUCAGGGUGCCACGUCCAUCAACGAAAUGGACACAGAACUGGAUCGUGAUGCCCAGGCAAUCCAUGCGCGAGCACUGAAAAUCAACGAGGAACUGGAGGGCAAGGCGGACGAUAAGAUCUACAGAGGAAUCAACAACUAUGCGCAGUACUAUAAAAAGCAGGACACGGCGGCAGGCAAUGCCAGCUCUGGAAUGGUGCGAAGUGGGCCCAUUAGGGCACCCGCUCAUCUCAGAGCCACUGUGAGGUGGGAUUACCAGCCGGAUAUCUGCAAAGAUUACAAGGAGACGGGAUACUGCGGCUUUGGCGACAGCUGCAAGUUUCUGCACGAUCGCAGUGACUACAAGGCAGGUUGGCAAAUGGAAAUGGAUCACGAGAGUCAACGGAGGGGAGAUGCCGAUUCCGAUGGCGAUGAUGGCAAGUACGAGAUCCACUCGGACGAGGAGUCGCUGCCUUUCAAGUGCCAUAUCUGCCGCCAAAGUUUCGUCAAUCCCGUGGUGACGAAGUGCAAACACUAUUUCUGUGAAAUGUGCGCCCUGGCCCAGUACAAAAAGUCACAACGUUGCAUCAUCUGCUCCCAGCAAACAAAUGGCAUUUUCAAUCCCGCCAAGGAGCUUAUAGCUCGUCUCAAAACGAAUCCAAUGGAAAACUCUGAUAGCGAUGAGGAUGAACUCGGAGCAAGGGAGGAAAAUGCCGGGGCGGAGGAGGCUCAAGAGAUUUCCUCCGAUGAUAGCGAUUAAACUUAAUUCAAAUCAAGCGGGUGAAAAAUUCAAAACUUGAAUGCGUCGAACAGUUCGUCAUGGGGCGAAAAAGUGGUUACGCAAAGGAGUAUCGAGAGUU